CGGAGGAGGUUCCGUACGGGCUGCGCGGGGGUCCCGGGCGAGCUGCGCGCAGCCAUGGCCGGGGCGCGCCCGGGGGUCCACACGCUCCAGCUGGAGCCCCCGCGUGUCCCGGACACCCUGCUCAAGGGCAGCAAGUUCAUCAAGUGGGACGAGGAACCAACCAAUCGGGCUCUUGUGACCCUGCGGGUGGACCCACAAGGGUUUUUCCUCUACUGGACUGGCCCCAGCAUGGAAGUUGACAUUCUGGACAUCAGCUCUAUCCGGGACACUCGGACCGGGCGAUACGCCAAACUCCCCAAGGACCCGAAGAUCCGAGAGAUACUUGGCUUUGGGGGCUCGGAGCAACACCCUGAGGAUAAGUUGGUGACGGUUGUGUAUGGCCCUGACCUGGUCAACACCAGCUUCCUCAACUUCAUGGCGGUUGUCCAGGAUGACACGGCUAAGAUAUGGACGGAGGGACUGUUCGAUCUGGCCACCAACAUCUUAGCUCAGAACGCUUCCCGGAACACCUCUUUGCAGAAAGCUUAUACCCGGCUUAAACUCCAAGUCAAUCAGGAUGGGAGGAUUCCUGUUAAGAACAUUCUCAAAAUGUUCUCCGCCGACAAGAAGCGGGUCGAGACAGCCUUGGAGUCCUGCGGCCUUAAUUUUAACAGGAGCGAGUCCAUCAAACCUGACGAGUUCACCCUGGAGAUCUUCGAACGCUUCCUGAACAAGCUUUGCCUUCGCCCAGACAUAGACAAAAUCUUGCUGGAGAUUGGAGCCAAGGGAAAGCCUUACCUGAGUUUGGACCAGCUGAUGGACUUCAUUAACCAGAAGCAGCGGGACCCCCGUCUCAACGAGGUUCUGUACCCCCCACUGACUCGGGCCCAGGUGCGGCAGCUAAUUGACAAGUACGAGCCCAAUCAGCAGUUCCAGCAACGUGACCAGAUGUCGAUGGAAGGGUUUGGUCGUUACCUGGGGGGAGAGGAGAACACCAUUGUGCCUCCUGACAAGCUGGAUUUAAGUGACGACAUGACCCAGCCUCUAAGCAGCUACUUCAUUAAUUCCUCACAUAAUACCUACCUCACAGCUGGGCAGCUGACAGGCAAUUCCUCGGUAGAGAUGUAUCGCCAGGUGCUGCUGAGCGGCUGCCGUUGCAUCGAGCUUGACUGUUGGAAGGGACGCCCCCAAGACGAGGAGCCCUUCAUCACACACGGAUUCACUAUGACAACAGAGAUACCCUUCAAGGAAGUCAUAGAGGCCAUUGCUGAAAGUGCCUUCAAGACGUCGCCUUUUCCUGUCAUCCUUUCGUUUGAGAAUCACGUGGACUCGGCAAAGCAGCAGGCAAAGAUGGCGGAGUAUUGCCGAAACACCUUUGGGGAUGCUCUGCUCAUUGAUCCCUUGGAAAAAUAUCCGUUACAGCCCGGUGUAGCCUUGCCAAGUCCCCAGGAGUUGAUGGGCCGGAUCUUGGUGAAGAACAAGAAGCGUCGCCCACACAGCAAGAUCUCCGAGGGCAGCGUGCGGAAGCGGGUGCUGGAACAGACACCCAGCUCCUACAGUGAUACCUCAAGCGUGGCUGAGCCAGGGUCUCCCCCACUGGGUUCUCCUCUGGCAGAACAGCAAGAACCCCUUUCGCCAAUUAUGACCAACGGCGAGGAGAAAUCAUCUGAGCGAAUACCUAAGCUGGUUGAACCCCGCAAGUCUAUCGAUCGUGAAGCUGAGAGUGAAGAAGAGGAGGAGCAGCAAGAACUGAAGAAGCCCACAACAGAUGAGGGCACUGCCAGUAGCGAGGCCAUCGCCACAGAGGAGAUGUCCACGUUGGUGAACUACAUCGAACCCGUCAAGUUCAAAUCCUUUGAGGUGGCCAGCAAACGCAACAAAUCCUACGAGAUGUCUUCGUUUGUGGAGACCAGAGGCCUGGAGCAGCUAACCAACAGCCCCAUGGAGUUUGUUGAAUACAACAAGAAGCAACUCAGCCGGAUAUACCCUAAAGGGACCCGGGUGGAUUCUUCCAACUACAUGCCUCAGGUCUUCUGGAAUGCCGGCUGCCAAUUGGUGGCGCUCAACUUCCAGUCUCUUGACUUGCCAAUGCAGCUGAAUCUGGGCAUCUUCGAAUACAACCGCCGAAGCGGGUACUUGCUGAAGCCAGAGUUCAUGCGGCGCCAGGACAAGCCCUUUGACCCCUUCACCGAAGACAUUGUCGAUGGCAUCGUAGCCAACACCGUCAAAGUGAAGAUAAUCUCAGGGCAAUUCUUGUCUGACAAGCGAGUGGGGAUCUAUGUCGAAGUGGACAUGUUUGGGCUGCCGGUGGACACCAAGCGCAAAUUCCGCACGCGGACGUCGCAGGGGAAUUCCUUCAACCCAGUGUGGGAUGAAGAGCCUUUUGUUUUCCACAAGGUGGUGCUUCCUACACUGGCCUCCCUCCGCAUAGCCGUCUUUGAAGAAGGGGGCAAGUUUGUGGGGCACAGGAUACUGCCAGUCUCUGCCAUCCGCUCAGGAUAUCACUACAUUUGCCUGCGCAGUGAAAGCAAUCAGCUGCUGUGUCUCCCGGCCUUGCUGGUCUAUACGGAGGCCUACGACUAUAUUCCAGAUGAUCACCAAAAUUAUGCGGAGGCCCUGAUUAACCCCAUCAAGCACGUCAGCUUAAUGGACCAGCGGGCGAAGCAGCUGGCAGCCCUGAUAGGGGAGAGCGAGGAGUGCACAGAGAAGCCACGGGAGUCCCUGGGAAGGAGCCGCUCCGAUGCAAGCUCCUCCCCCCCUGAAGAAGCGUGCAAGCCCCCACGAGCUUUACUGUCCCCCACCCGGAGCCCCAGUGUGGUCCCCAGCCAAGUGCAGAGGGACGAUCUGAUCGCCAGCGUCCUGGCAGAGGUCUCCCCACAGUCUGUGGAAGAGCUGAGGCAGCACAAAGCUUUCGUGAAACUGCUGAAGAAGCAGUACCGGGAGCUGAAGGAGCUGCGGCGGAAGCACAUGAAGAAGAUCUGCAGCCUGAACAAGAAGCAGAACGCACAGCUGUCCCAGGUGGAAAGGAGCCGGCAGCGUAGCCGGGAAGGGUCCCCCCGUGGCUCCCUGAGCUCCAUGGAGGCCACACGGCAGGGCCAGGGGCAGGAAGUGACCCGCCGGAUGCUGGAGCUGCAGGAGUGGCAGAUGCAGGGGCUGCUCCAGCUGCGGGAGGCCCAGCACCAGCUGGAGAGGGACUGCAAGCGAGAACAUCUGCACCAGGCCCAGCAGCGCCUGAGGGAAAUUGCCCGUGACUGUCAAGCUGCCCAGCUGAAGAAACUGAAGGAGAUGGGUGAGAAAGAGAAGAAAGAGCUUCAGAAAAUCCUGGACCGAAAACGGCACAACAGCAUCACAGAGGCCAAAUCCCGUGAGAAGAGUAAAAAAGAUGUUGAGCUGACGGAGAUAAACAGGAGACACAUCACUGAGUCAGUGAACUCCAUUCGCAGGCUCGAGGAAGCCCAGAAGCGGCGACAGGAGAAGCUGCUGGCGGGCCACCAGGGGAUCCUGCAGCUCAUCGAGGAAGAAGAGCCGCGGUUGGCAGCCCAACUAGAAGACGAGUGUGAACUGGAAAGCGUCUCCCUCCCCCAAGAGAUCAGCCGCUACCUGCAGGAAGAGCUGGACGGCGGCAUCAGCAACGGACACCCGCCCGGAUCUAACGCUUGCCCAAGCCCUGCCGAAGAAGAGCUGACGGUGCUGUGA
Messenger RNA from Gekko japonicus, 3675 nucleotides. RefSeq names its product phospholipase C beta 3 (gene PLCB3). NCBI's taxonomy places the organism in Eukaryota, Metazoa, Chordata, Lepidosauria, Squamata, Gekkonidae. The record is from RefSeq and is a predicted model, not a curated record. The coding region runs from base 55 to 3675 and encodes 1206 amino acids. The transcript is spliced from 33 exons. Gene Ontology annotation, biological process: phosphatidylinositol-mediated signaling; lipid catabolic process. Gene Ontology annotation, molecular function: phosphatidylinositol-4,5-bisphosphate phospholipase C activity; calcium ion binding; calmodulin binding.